Messenger RNA from Sclerotinia borealis F-4128, 3786 nucleotides. NCBI's taxonomy places the organism in Eukaryota, Fungi, Ascomycota, Leotiomycetes, Helotiales, Sclerotiniaceae. The record is from the annotation of a GenBank genome assembly.
AUGGCUGAUUACGAAGAAGGUUACGAGUAUGAUGAUUAUGGAGAGGAGGAUGCAGGUAUCACGGCGGAGGACUGCUGGACGGUUAUUUCUUCCUUCUUCGAGGCAAAAGGUCUAGUCUCGCAACAACUCGAUUCCUUCGAUGAGUUUGUCCAAACGACUAUGCAAGAGCUCGUCGAAGAAAACUCUCAACUUACCCUUGAUCAAAAUAACCCACCGUCAACCGAUGCCAAUCCUAUCGCGCUCCGCCGAUACGAAAUCAAGUUCGGCACCAUUAUGCUUUCGCGACCAGCUAUGACCGAAGGUGAUGGCAGCACACAAGUUAUGUUGCCACAAGAAGCCCGUUUACGAAAUCUCACGUAUUCAAGUCCUCUUUACAUGGAAAUGACGAAGAGCGUUCAAGUCGCGGUUGAACGUCCCGUUCCUUUGAACGAGCUUGAUGACGAACAGGAGGCCGAAUUGGCGAGAGGCGGAGAACAUCCUACACGAUUGAUUUGGGAAUAUGAAGAUGGCGGCGACCCCAACGGUGACAAAGGAGCUCCGAAACCAGAUUCAGUUUAUAUUGGAAAAUUGCCUAUCAUGCUGAAGUCGGAAUUCUGUAUGCUGAAGGAUCUCGACGAAGACGAUCUCUACCAAUGGAAUGAAUGCCCUUACGACCAAGGAGGAUAUUUUAUCAUCAACGGAAGUGAGAAGGUUCUCAUCGCUCAAGAGCGCAGUGCGGCCAACAUCGUACAAGUCUUCAAGAAGCCAGCCAACACCGCAGUCUCGUACUUGGCUGAAAUUCGAAGUGCUCUAGAGAAGGGUUCGCGCCUCAUUUCUUCUUUACAAAUCAAAUUAUUCGACAAAGGCGACAGCAACCGAGGAGGUUUUGGUAAAACUGUUAAGUCAACUUUACCUUACAUCAAGGCAGACAUUCCCAUAGCUAUCGUCUUUCGCGCACUUGGUGUUGUAUCCGACGAGGACAUCUUGAACCAUAUCUGUUAUGAUCGCAAUGACACGCAAAUGCUCGAGAUGUUGAAGCCAUGUAUCGAGGAAGCUUUUGUCAUCCAAGAUCGUGAAGUCGCCCUCGAUUUCAUUGGAAAGCGUGGUAAUGGCACAUCCUUAACUCGUGAGAAGCGUAUUAAAUAUGCCCGCGACAUCAUGCAGAAGGAACUACUGCCUCAUAUCUCGCAAAAAGAAGGUAGCGAGACCCGAAAAGCCUUCUUCUUGGGCUAUAUGGUCCAUAAGCUACUUCAAUGUGCUCUCGGACGUCGGGAGACUGAUGACCGAGAUCAUUUUGGCAAGAAGCGUUUGGAUUUAGCUGGUCCUUUGCUUGCAAAGCUCUUUAGAAAUUUGUUCCGCAGAUUGACUUCAGAUGUUUACAGAUACUUGCAACGUUGCGUGGAAAACAACAGAGAGUUCAAUUUGACGUUAGGUGUGAAAUCCACGACGAUCACGAACGGUCUGAAAUAUUCCUUGGCUACAGGGAAUUGGGGCGACCAGAAGAAGGCAGCAAGCUCUACUGCUGGUGUGUCUCAAGUAUUGAAUAGAUAUACAUUCGCAUCAACACUUUCUCAUUUGCGCCGAACCAAUACGCCCAUUGGACGUGAUGGAAAAAUCGCCAAACCUAGACAACUACAUAAUACUCAUUGGGGUUUGGUUUGCCCGGCAGAGACGCCCGAAGGUCAAGCUUGUGGUUUGGUCAAGAAUUUGGCUUUGAUGUGUUACGUUACAGUUGGUACGCCAAGUGACCCAAUCGUUGAAUUCAUGAUUCAGCGAAAUAUGGAAGUGCUGGAGGAAUAUGAACCACUCCGAGCCCCCAAUGCAACAAAGGUUUUCGUCAAUGGUGUUUGGGUUGGUGUUCAUCGAGAUCCUGCCCAUUUGGUCAAGUGUGUACAAGACCUUCGUAGAUCGCACUUGAUCUCACAUGAAGUCUCACUUAUUCGAGAGAUUCGAGACAGAGAGUUCAAAAUCUUCACCGAUGCAGGACGAGUGUGCAGACCUCUAUUGGUCAUUGACAAUGAUCCCGAUAGCGCCAACAAAGGUAACUUGGUAUUGAACAAGGAUCACAUUCGCCGUUUGGAGGAUGACCAGUCGCUGCCAGCAAGCAUGGAUCAGGAAGAACGAGUAAACCAAGGAUACUAUGGAUUUCAAGGUUUGAUUAACGAUGGUGUCGUCGAAUACCUAGACGCCGAGGAAGAAGAGACUGUUAUGAUUACCAUGACACCCGAAGAUCUCGAUAUCUCCCGACAGCUUCAGGCUGGUUACCAAAUUCGUCCUGACGAGAGUGGUGAUUUGAAUAAGCGUGUCAAGGCACCUAUCAAUCCUACUGCACACAUCUGGACUCAUUGUGAAAUCCAUCCAAGUAUGAUUCUGGGUAUCUGUGCAAGUAUCAUUCCAUUCCCGGAUCACAAUCAGUCUCCUCGUAACUGUUAUCAAUCCGCUAUGGGUAAACAAGCUAUGGGAGUUUUCCUCACUAAUUUUGAUGUUCGCAUGGAUACCAUGGCCAAUAUUUUAUAUUAUCCUCAGAAACCUCUCGCCACCACACGUUCUAUGGAGUUUCUUAAAUUCAGAGAAUUGCCAGCAGGCCAAAACGCCAUUGUAGCCAUCAUGUGCUACUCGGGUUACAAUCAAGAAGAUUCCGUUAUUAUGAAUCAAAGCAGUAUUGAUCGUGGACUAUUUCGGAGUUUGUUCUAUCGGGCAUACACCGAUCAAGAAAAGCGUAUUGGUAUGAACGUGGUCGAGCAAUUUGAGAAACCGUAUAGAUCGGACACUCUUAAACUUAAGCAAGGUACAUAUGAUAAACUCGAUGAUGAUGGAAUCGUCGCUCCUGGUGUUCGGGUCACUGGUGCCGAUAUUAUCAUCGGAAAAACCGCGCCAAUUGCUCCUGAUUCCGAGGAGAUGGGUCAGCGCACAAAAUCCCAUGUCAAGCGUGAUGCAUCAACACCUUUGCGAAGCACUGAGAGUGGUAUUGUUGAUCAAGUACUCAUUACUACCAAUGCCGAAGGUCUCCGAUUUGUAAAGGUUCGAAUGAGAACUACCAAGAUUCCUCAAAUUGGUGACAAAUUUGCUUCACGUCACGGACAAAAGGGAACCAUCGGUAUUACAUAUAUGCAACAGGACAUGCCUUUCACCAGAGAGGGCGUUGUUCCAGAUAUUAUCAUCAAUCCCCACGCCAUUCCAUCUCGUAUGACAAUCGCACAUUUGAUCGAGUGUCAAUUGAGUAAAGUCUCUACUCUGCGUGGUCUUGAGGGCGAUGCUACACCAUUUACUGAGGUCACUGUCGAUUCAGUCUCCAAGCUACUCCGUGCACAUGGCUACCAUUCUCGUGGUUUUGAGAUUAUGUAUCAUGGUCAUACAGGUCGUAAGAUGAUGGCCCAAGUAUUCCUUGGCCCCACAUAUUACCAACGUUUGCGCCACAUGGUCGACGAUAAGAUUCACGCCCGUGCCAGAGGUCCGGUACAGAUUCUAACCAGACAACCCGUAGAAGGUCGUGCCAGAGAUGGUGGUCUUCGUUUCGGAGAGAUGGAACGUGAUUGUAUGAUUUCUCAUGGUGCAAGUGCUUUCUUGAAGGAGCGAUUAUUUGAAGUUUCGGAUGCUUUCAGAGUUCAUAUCUGUGAUAUUUGUGGACUCAUGACACCGAUUGCUAAAAUCAAUACUGGUUCCUUCGAGUGCCGUCCUUGCAAGAACAAGACUAAGAUCUCACAAAUCCACAUCCCGUACGCCGCCAAAUUGCUUUUCCAAGAGUUGGCAGCAAUGAACAUUGCCACAAGAAUGUUCACCAAGAGAUCUGGUAUCACGGUGCGCUGA